Messenger RNA from Amaranthus tricolor (Joseph's coat), 1472 nucleotides. RefSeq names its product transcription initiation factor TFIID subunit 9. Lineage: Eukaryota; Viridiplantae; Streptophyta; Magnoliopsida; Caryophyllales; Amaranthaceae. The transcript is spliced from 2 exons. Gene Ontology annotation, molecular function: transcription coactivator activity; RNA polymerase II general transcription initiation factor activity; protein heterodimerization activity. The coding region runs from base 119 to 664 and encodes 181 amino acids. Gene Ontology annotation, biological process: RNA polymerase II preinitiation complex assembly; DNA-templated transcription initiation. Gene Ontology annotation, cellular component: SAGA complex; transcription factor TFIID complex. The record is from RefSeq and is a predicted model, not a curated record.
GGACGUAUAAAAUAUUUGUUAGUGCUAAUCUCUCAGUUACCCCCCCAUCCAACACUUGGGCAUUCAUUUUGUCUAAUAAUCUCUCAGUUAACGAGUCUAAAUUCUCAACGCAAAUUGGAUGGUGUCAGGUUCGGAGUGUAUGGCAGAGGGAGAGGAAGAUUUGCCCAGAGAUGCAAAGAUUGUGAAGUCAUUGUUAAAAUCUAUGGGUGUUGAGGAGCAUGAGCCCCGUGUUGUGCACCAGUUUUUGGAGCUUUGGUAUAGAUAUGUCGUUGAUAUCUUGAUGGAUGCACAACUUUACUCGGAGCAUGCUGCCAAGACGACAAUUGACACCGAUGAUAUCAAGCUUGCUAUUCAAUCAAAAGUGAAUUUCAGCUUCUCGCAACCACCACCACGAGAGGUUUUACUGGAGCUGGCUAGAACCAAGAACAAAACACCACUACCAAAACAUUUUGGAGGCUCUGGAAUCCCACUUCCACCUGAAGAAGACACCCUGAUUAGCCCCAAUUACCAGCUAGUGAUACCAAAGAAGCAAAACCCCCAGGUAUUAGAAGAAACAGAAGAAGAGACUGCAGCUCCUAGCACAUCGCAAGAGCCAAAGACCGAUACACUUCAGAACACUACACAGAGGGUCUCCUUUCCUCUGGGUGCAAAACGUCCAAAGUAAUACCUCGUCAUUACUAAUGGGGCACAACAUUCAUCAUGUACUCUUUCCCUGUUGCCUGUUGGAGCACAUCAUCUAGGUGAGAUCUCUCAAAUCUUCUCGUGAGCCCAAAGUUUUUAGUUUUUUACUUAUCAAGAAGAGUAUAGGAGCUUAUUCAUUGAUUGGUUGCCUAUUAAAUUGCGACAGAAAUUUCCGGUAUCUUACUAUGCAUCUGAGAGUACAACCCUCGUCAUGAUGCACAAUAAAUUCUAUCGUGGACAUGGGAGUAUACCUCAUGGUCUGUUUUGUUUCCUAGCCUUUUUUUAAUGUUGAAAAAUCUUCGAAACACUACAUGAACUAUAUUGGAUGUUUAUAUUAGGAAAUGCUUGGAGGUUAGUUUUCGUUUAUCAUGAUGUAAUCUACUAUAUGAGACUAGUAUAAACCAUUGUGGUGAUUCUUUUCAGGAGCAAGGAAUUUGUGAAUUUUAAGACUUGGUAGUUUUGGAAGCUCCACCUGAUUUUCAGCUUGGUUGUACAUUGUGUUACUCCUUCAUUCCUACGCAACCCACCCGAUGCGUUUCAUGUUGGAUCCUGUUGUGUUGGAGUGAAGGAGUACCACAAUGUACAUAUGAAACUAGUAAACAAUGUGUAAAAUGAUGUGUAAUAUGCACAUCAUUUGAUGAUACAUGUUGGAUCCUUUGACGAAACUAGUUUUUUAUUGCGUUUGGUUUCUUCGUUCUGUAUGUGCAACAAGAUAUAAUCGAUACAUACGAGUUUGAGUAAUAUUGGAUGCAUUUUGUGCAACUACGUUCGAGUUGUGUUGUUUUACUUAA